Molecule: messenger RNA, 1714 nt
Organism: Populus nigra (black poplar)
Lineage: Eukaryota; Viridiplantae; Streptophyta; Magnoliopsida; Malpighiales; Salicaceae
Product: small ribosomal subunit protein mL103 (rPPR7)-like
Exons: 1
Coding region: 131-1324 (397 amino acids)
Molecular function (GO): protein binding
Source: RefSeq, a predicted model, not a curated record
AAUCAUUUCAUAAUUAGGAAGGAAAUGCGAGUUCCGUAAAACCAUUUCUCACUUCAACCUCCCCUAAACCCUAAAAACCCAUUCACCUUCCCACUCCACUGACGCACUCCCCCUUCAUUGAACCCCCAGAAUGGCGUCCACUCUCCGCCACUUCUCCACCAACAUCACCACCACCCAGAAAAUCUCCAUCUCCAUCUCCAAAGCCAAAUCAAAACUCCGCACUGAACACGACCCAGACAAAGCACUAGCCAUCUACUCCGCUGCUUCUAAUAACGACUCCUCCCCUGCGGCUUCUCGCUAUGCUCAAGACCUCACCGUCCGCCGUCUCGCCAAAUCCCACCGUUUCACCGACAUCGAGUCCUUAAUAGAAUCCCGCAAAACGGACCCCAAAAUCAAACAAGAACCCUUCCUUUCCUCGUUAAUUAGAUCGUACGGUGUUGCUGGAAUGUUUGAUCAGGCCAUGAAAACUUAUCACCAAAUGGACCAAUUGGGUACCCCUCGAUCUUCUAUUUCUUUUAAUGCUUUAUUAUCUGCUUGCAUUCAAUCCAGACUUUUUAAUAAAGUCCCAGUGCUGUUUGAUGAAAUCAGUGAGAAAUAUAGGGUCUUGCCUGAUAAGGUCUCGUAUGGGAUUUUAGUCAAGUCUUAUUGUGAGGAUGGGAAACCAGAUAAGGCGAAUGAGGUACUGAGGGAAAUGGAAAAGAAAGGAGUGGAAGUUACGACCGUUGUUUAUACAACAGUUCUGAAUUGUUUGUAUUCGAAGGGAAAGAAUGAGGAGGCGGAGAGAUUUUGGCAUGCAAUGGUCAAAAGAGGGUGUGAGUUGGAUGCUGCAGUGUAUAAUGUGAAGAUUAGCAAUGCUAUGAAAGAGGGGCCGGAGAGAGUGAAGGAGUUGAUUGAGGACAUGGAGAAUUCUGCGUUAAAACCCGAUACGAUCAGUUAUAAUUAUUUGAUCACUAGUUAUUGCAUGACUGGGAUGAUGGAGGAUGCGAAGAAGGUUUAUGAGAGGCUGGAGGGAUAUGGGUGUAAAGCAAAUGCAGCAACAUUUAGAACUUUGGUUUUUCACUUGUGUAAGAAUGGAGAAUAUGAGAAAGGGUAUAGGUUAUUCAAGGAGAGUGUUAGGGUGCAUAGGAUUCCGGAUUUUAAUACAUUGAAAUAUUUGGCGGAGGGGUUGGCGGAGAAGAAGAAGAUGAAGGAAGCAAAAGGAUUGAUUCGAACAAUGAAGAAAAAGUUCCCUCCUAAUUUACUGAAUGCAUGGAAGAAAGUGGAGGAAAGUCUUGGUUUGCAUUCUACCGAGGAGGACAAGGAAGUUAAGGAGGCCACAGCUUAGCGAUCAAUAGCAUGUUUAUUCCGGGCAGUUCUGGGUUAUAAAUGCAGCUACAAGCGAAUCAACUUUGUUUUGUUCACACUGCAACAGUAUGUGGCUUUUCUAGCUCUAUUCCUUUUUAGUCUUUACAAUACAAUUAGCCAAGGGAGCCGGUUUGGGAGUUGCUAUGAAAUUAUGAGCUCCAUUUUGUCUCUAAAGAGCUCUGAUUUAGCUCAUGAUUUUGCAUUUCCAAUGAGGUUAAAGCUUUUGCUUUGUCAAUGGCAAUAAAGCUUAUUGAUGUGUGAUCCAUUAUAUGUAACAGUGGCUGUUUUCUGCCUAUUAGUUUUUCUAGAAUCCUUGUAGUGAACCGUGCCAAUUAUUUGCUUAAUUAUAUUCUUUUGUAGUUUAACUAAA